Messenger RNA from Ostrinia nubilalis (European corn borer), 1646 nucleotides. Its product is annotated as repetin-like. The coding region runs from base 46 to 1527 and encodes 493 amino acids. The record is from RefSeq and is a predicted model, not a curated record. Lineage: Eukaryota; Metazoa; Arthropoda; Insecta; Lepidoptera; Crambidae. The transcript is spliced from 2 exons.
CCAACAGGCCAUGGUAUCCUGAUUGGAGUCACUGAUUGUAACAAAAUGCACACACGAAUGUACAUUUUCCUACUACUGCUACUACUUCUAUCUACGGACAUCGCACUCGGUAGCGUCAACAAAACUAAAACGACGAAGGUCUCGCACAAACACAACUCUGCUAAAUAUCACCUAAAAGCUCACAGCGACCGCUCGAAGCGAUCCAUCGACGACGACGACGAAAAUCCUUUUUGGCCCAAUAGGGGAAAAAAAGAAUUAAACGCACUCAUAAAUUCAGAGAAAGAAUCGCCAUUUUGGGCAACCAGAGGAAGAAGGGAAAGUUCAUCCGUCGAAAACUAUAUAGAUGCUCAAAAACCUUAUAAAUCGUAUCUAUCCAAAAAUGAUAGGUAUUGUGAGAAUUGUUUCCCUUCCAGUAAUUCGGAUGAAGUAUACGGAAAUGUUAAGCACACUCGAGAUGAUGUAACGUCACCGUUUUGGGGCAAUCGCGGACGGCGCAGUUCUGAGGAGUUAAUUGAUAAUUUUUUGCCCGAUAGUCUCUUCUGGGGAAGCAGAAGCGCGCGGCAGGAAAAUGAACCUUUUUGGGGAAACAGAGGUAGAAGACAAGACGACCCUCCAUUCUGGGGCCACAGGGGAAGACGUGAGGAUGAACCGUUUUGGGGAAACAGAGGUAGGCGUGAAGAAACACCGUUUUGGGGCCAUCGUGGAAGACGCGAUGAUGUAGAUGAUCCUUUUUGGGGAAAUCGAGGCAGAAGAGACGAUUUCGAACCUUUUUGGGGUAAUCGAGGCAGACGAAAAGACUCGGAGCCCUUUUGGAGUAGUCGAGGCAGACGUAAGGAAGAUUUAAAAGAUUCAAUUCUACACGCGAUUAAUGACGUAGAGAAUGAUAUAGAAAAUUUAUCGAGACUAAAGAAAAGUGACAGCGAGCACAAUUCAUUUUGGGGUACCAGGCCGAGGGAGAGUAAGUUGAAACAUUUAUUUGACGGACCCAGGAACAGACCCCACGCCUUGACGUCUGAGCCGCGCACAGUUCACGAUAAUAGGAUCUAUGCCGAGGAACCACAUUACAUUAUUGUAGAAAGAAACAGUCGUUCAUCGGCAGAAGAUGACCCGUUUUACAUUUCAAGGGGCAAAAAGUAUUAUAUCAAUUUGCCGAAAGCAGCGAGGGAUCGACGCGGGGCAAUUGAAGAAAUAGUCAAAUCCGUUAGGAACGACCCUUUCUACAUAGCCAGAGGUAAAAAAGAUGACAUUGUCAAAGUUGCUAACACUACAAUGUCUCACGAAGAAUUCGUUAAAGCUAAGGAACUAAUUUGCGCUACGGUUGAACUUAUUAUGAUGAAAAACGAAAACAAUAAGACGAAAAGGGAUAUCACUGAUAGCGAAAGAGACAGGCGAACGAUAUUGAAGAAAUUGGCGGCUCAACUGCAAAUGGACCCGUACUUUGUAAGCAGAGGCAAGAAGAGCGGCGACUCCAACAACGAUGAUAACUUAGUAGAGUUUAUUAACGAAGUGGUUGGGAAAUGUAACUAAAGUAUUUUCAAAGGUGUAACAGAACAAUGGCCUACUUGGAAGAUGUAUAUUUAUGUACUUAACGUAUUCAUUAUUAUUAAGAUUCGUUGUGUAAUUUAAUAAAAUUGGUUGCGUGCUAA